CAUCGAUUGUGGUUCCAUCUCUACAGCCGACGAUUUUACGUCAAAAACGAAUUAAGUUUAUUUAACGUGUAAACGUAUAAAUAAAAAAGCGAACCACAAUGGCAGCGAAGGCGGCACUUCCCCUGCAGAUGUUUGGCCGGCGUCUCGUCCAGCUGAGGUCAUCGGUCACGGCCCAGAACCUGAGCGCCCUUCGUGUGUCCCAUCAGCGGCUGUACAGCACAGAAAAGCAGCCGGAAGAGGCGGCGGCAGGAGCGGCGGAGCAGAAAACGCCCGCAGCCUCGCCAGAAGUGGAGAAGCUCACCAAGGAUCUGGCCGCCGCCAAGGAACAGAACGCCGAGCUGCUGGACAAGUACAAGCGGUCCCUCGCCGACAGCGAGAACAUGCGCAACCGACUGAACAAGCAGAUCAGCGACGCCAAGAUCUUCGGCAUCCAGAGCUUCUGCAAGGACCUGCUCGAAGUGGCGGACACCCUGGGCCAUGCCACGCAGGCGGUGCCCAAGGAUAAGCUCAGCGGCAACGCUGACUUGAAGAACCUGUACGAGGGCCUCACCAUGACUCGCGCCUCGCUGCUGCAAGUGUUCAAGCGACAUGGCCUGGAACCCCUGGAUCCCAUCAACCAGAAGUUCGACCCCAACCAGCACGAGGCUCUGUUCCAGAAGGAGGACAAGACCGUCGAGGCCAACACCGUGGUGGAGGUGACCAAACUGGGCUACAAACUGCAUGAGCGUUGCAUACGGCCCGCCUUGGUGGGCGUGUCCAAGUGUUGAUAGCCAAGCGGCUGCCCAGCGGCGUGCGAAAUUCCCAGUCCCCCCCGAAUUCCCC
Molecule: messenger RNA, 822 nt
Organism: Drosophila takahashii
Lineage: Eukaryota; Metazoa; Arthropoda; Insecta; Diptera; Drosophilidae
Gene: Roe1
Product: grpE protein homolog, mitochondrial Roe1
Biological process (GO): protein folding; protein import into mitochondrial matrix
Cellular component (GO): PAM complex, Tim23 associated import motor
Molecular function (GO): protein homodimerization activity; protein-folding chaperone binding; adenyl-nucleotide exchange factor activity
Source: RefSeq, a predicted model, not a curated record